CUAGGAAUAAGGUGAAUGAGCCUGUCUUUAACCAGACAGCUUCCUGGCUUUCUCUUUCAGGUGGUGGUGCGGGGGUGGAGUAACCAGGGUCUCCGUGAUGAGCUCUACAUCCAGCUGUGCCGUCAAACUACAGAGAACUUCCGGUAUGAUAGCCUGGAGCGUGGUUGGGAGCUGAUGGCCAUCUGCCUAGCCUUCUUUCCUCCCACUCCCCGUUUCCACGCCUACCUGGAGGGUUAUAUCUACAGACACAUGGACCCAGUUAAUGACACCAAAGGAGUUGCCAUUAGCAGCUAUGCCAAAUACUGCUACAGGAAACUGAUGAAAGCUGCUUUGACUGGAGCCAAAAAGGGGCUCCAGAAGCCCUCUCUUGAGGAAAUCCAGCACGCCAGGAAUGCCAUAUUUAGCCCAUCCAUGUUUGGCUCUUCAUUAGAGGAAGUAAUGGUGCUUCAGAAGGAGCGAUAUCCAGACCGCCAGCUGCCCUGGGUCCAGACCCGUCUCUCAGAAGAGGUUCUGGGUCUCAAUGGAGACCAAACAGAGGGCAUUUUCAGGGUACCAGGGGACAUAGAUGAAGUUAAUGCUUUAAAGCUGCAAGUUGAUCAAUGGAAAAUUCCCACAGGACUGGAAGAUCCACACAUCCCAGCUUCUUUGUUGAAACUCUGGUACCGGGAACUGGAAGAGCCGCUGAUCCCUCAUGAGUUCUACGAGGAGUGUAUCAGUAGCUAUGACAACCCAGAGGCUGCUGUCAAUGUGGUUUUGGGCCUGCCACACAUCAAUAAGCUGGUACUCUGCUACCUCAUUCGCUUCCUACAGGUUUUUGCCCAACCUCCCAAUGUAGCCAUUACCAAGAUGGAUGUGAACAACUUGGCCAUGGUCAUGGCUCCUAACUGUCUACGUUGCCAGUCAGAUGAUCCCAGGGUGAUCUUUGAGAACACCCGUAAGGAGAUGUCCUUCAUUCGGGUGCUCAUCCAGCGACUAGACACCAGCUUCAUGGAUGGGAUCUUAUAGCGCCCCCUACAGCCGUUCAGUGACCUACAGCCUCUCCUGUGCUCCCUUUAACCUGCUCCCUGCACACUCCUACAGCACAGGGACACCAUACAUUCAAAUUGUUGCUGCUGGUGAAUACUUGGCAAGUUCAUGUUUACUUUUGACGACAAAAACUGCCUGGAUUUGAGUUUGGCUGCUUUACAUUUUGAGUUGUAUCAGCUGUUUCUAUUUCUGUGAAUUUGGUCCAGCUGUAAUAUUGCAUAUAAACCACCAAUGUUUGGUUGGAGUUUGCAGAACAUAACAGUACUGUGUGUGCCUUCACAUCCAUUAUUACACUAUACACAUUCAGCUUGAAGAUUUCUGCAGGGAUCUCAUCAUUACAUGAACUUCUCUUUCACAUCUGCAGACCUCUGGUUAAUUGUAAGUUUUGUAUGAAGUUAUUUUCACUUUCUGUUGCCUGGCUUAAAUAGACAUUCACUGUCAAUUGCACACUUCCAUACAAGUCUUACAAGUCUGCAGUAAUGCCAUUUGAUUAAGAGGAGUGUUCUUCAGUAAAAUGAAAGAACUAGUGCAUGUUUAUCAGACAUUCCACUAAUGUCUCACACUUCAUGGGAGAAACAGCUUUAUCAACAUGGUUUGGCUCUAUCUUUUUGUCAUCAUUAUAACUCCCACUAAACUUAUUAGGAGCAACGUACUCUGUAAUGGAAUACUUUUCUUCAUUUGUGAUCUUGCCUGAAGAUGAACAGAAAAUCAGGUAAAACCAUCGUUUCAUACCUGUAGACACAGAGGAACAUCAUGCUGAAGAAGAUGGAGCCCCGUUUUGAUUACAGGGCGAUGAUGUUUACUCUACUCUGGAUUUGGAGAAUUUUCAUAAUGAUCCAAGGUUUAUGAAGACAGGCUGUCCUCACUCUGCAGUUUUGCUGUUUAGGGGUAGCUUAAAGUCUUGAGUUCAAUUCCAUUAAAUGGCACAAAGUGAUUCAAAAGCUUGAUUCCAGCAGGUAUGGAUGCUCCACACUCACCGGCCACUUUAUUAGGUACACCUGUCCAACUGCUCAUUAACGCACUUGUUGAAUCAGCCAAUCACAUGGCAGCAACUCCAUGCAUUUAGGCAUAUAGACAUGGCCAAGACAAUCUGCUGCGGUUCAAACUCAGCAUCAUAAUGGAGAAGAAAGGUGAUUUAAGUGCUGACCUAUUGGGAUUUUCAUGCACAACCAUCUUUAUAGAGUUUAUAGAGAAUGGGCUGAAAAAGAGAAAAUAUCCAGUGAGCGGCAGUUCUGUGGUCGCAAAUGCCUUGUUGAUGCCAGAGGUCAGAGGAGAAUGGCCAGACUGGUGUGAGCUGAUAGAACAGCAACAGUAACUCAAAUAACCACUUGUUACAACUGAGGUAUGCAGAAGAGCAUCUCAGAACGCACAACAUGCCAAACCUUGAGGCGGAUGGGCUACAGCAGCAGAAGACCACACCGGGUGCCACUCCUGUCAGCUAAGAACAGGAAACUGAGGCUACAAUUCAAACAGACUCACCAAAAUUGGACAAUAGAAGAUUAGAAAACAUUGUCUGGUCUGAUGAGUCUUGAUUUCUGCUGCGACAGUCGGAUUGUAGGGCCGGAAAAUGGUGUCAACAAUAUGAAAGCAUGGAUCCAUCCUGCCUUGUAUCAGUGGUUCAGGCUGCUGGUGGUGGUGCAAUGGUGUGGGGGAUAUUUUCCUGGCACACUUUGGGUCCAUUAGUACCAAUUGAGCAGUGUGUCAAUGCCACAGCCUACCUGAUUGCUGCUGACCAUGCCCAUCCCUUUAUGACCACAGUGUAUCACCUUCUGAUGGAUACUUCCAGCAGGAUAACGCACCAUGUCAUAAAGCGUGAAUCGUCUCAGACUGGUUUCUUGAACAUGACAAUGAAUUCACUGAACUCAAAUGGCCUCCAUAGUCACCAUAUAUCAAUCCAAUAGAGCAUCUUUGGGAUGUGGUGGACAUCCAUGAUGUGAAUCUCUUGUCUCAUGCAGUUGCUCCAAAUCUGGAACAACUGCAUGAUGUCAUCAUGUCAAUAUGGAUCAGACUCUCUGAGGAAUGUUUCCAGUACCUUGUUGAAUCUAUGCCAUAAAAGUGUUAUGGUAGUUCUGAAGGGAAAAGGGGUCCAACCCGGUACUAGCAAGGUGUAAUUAAUAAAGUGGCCGGUGAGUGUAUAAUAACGUCUUUGUUCUGUAACAUUUGCACAAGUAUCAGGUUUGCCGUCAGUUUAAUUUCAAGAGUUUUUUUUAUAAUAUUUGAAUUGCUCCUCUCCCCAGACCAAGUUACUGGUUGUGACUGAUUAAUUGGCCAUGUGGCCUGACCAGCAGGACCAAGCAAAGAGCUCUGAUCUGCCUAUAGCUGAGCAGCUUUAGUUUUGUCCUUCUGAUUCAGUUAAUCAUUGUUGUUACUAAGCAGACCAGUAAAUAUGCCCUCAAAUUUUGCUGAGCCAUCAUCAUCAGUGAGACCUGCUGGAUCAAAAGCAGCAUUGUUGGUGCCCUAGGUUUUUCUGCACAUUUUAUAAUAGACGGACAACGUUUGAAUGGACUGUGUCUGUGAUUUUCCCCCAAACUGCUCACUGAAGUCUUUCACUUCAUCUGUGCGGUGCUGAUCAAGUGCUAAUGGCUUUCACUUUGACUCCAUAACACAUGGUUGUAGGAUGCAAGUUGCUCUCAGAGCCUUGUGUCCUACAGAAUGGGGUUAUCAGAAUGAAAUCUUCACAUCUAUUGACUCAUCUAAAAUGAACUUUCACCAUCGAUCAGCUCCCCAGAAGCCGUGAACUACAGAUCCAUGGAGGAUUGAUAUCACUGCCAGUAAACCCCUCCUUGAAUGCUAUUGGCUACUUUGGAAGCAGGAACUGAGACACCAGAGCCCAAAGAAAAUCCGUCUAACAUUUCCACUCAGCCCAGACAGGCCUUUCAGCUCAGUAGUGAUUAAUCAGUGUGUGCAUGUGUUCAUUUGUCUUUGCUUAGAAGACAUCUAGUACUUCCAUUCAGUCUUUGCGUAAACAUUGGUGUAUUUGUUUGAAAUAUUUUCUAUAUUUAACAGUUUGUUUUUAACCGAUUCUUUUAUAAAUAAUUUAAUUUAUUUAUAUUUAUUUCAGAUUUUUCUAAUGCCUUUGACAUGCUGUAUUGUAGACUUAAGUGUGUAUGUUGGGUAUUGUGUGUGUGUGUAGGACUGUGUAGUUCUCAACAUGCAGGGUGCAUACACAUUACAUCGUUGGCCGACUGUGAGCAAACAGAACAGCUGGUGACUUUAUGAUCAGGCAUAUGAUGAAACAGUUAUAUUUAUCCCUUUAUUUAAAGUGAGUCCCUGAAGACAGAAAACAGUGUGCAUUGUACUAGCCUAAGUAGUUUCUCAAUUAUAAAAAUCCAGUUGUCUAUAAUUUGCUAUAUAUAAUCUUCCUUAUAUUAAGUUAACACUAAACUUGAUGUAAAAAAUUUGAAAACUGGUUGCAUGCCGUUUAAGGAUUCUCAUUGCAUAAAAUACUGCACUCAUUUUCUUAUUGAAGGGGAGAAUUUUAACGGCUACCUGAAAUGAAAGGCCAGAUGGGCGCAGCCAUAUUUACCCCUUAAGAUUAUUACUUCUGUUGCUAGGUUUGUGUUUUGCACAUAGCUUACUCAUUCAGAUACACACUUUAUAUGUGAAUCCAUAGUAUGUAGGCUGUAACAAUGGGUAGACACAGAUGCACUAUCUCUGCUAAAUGUAAAUGCUCCUCACAUUGAUUGAGGACUAGAAGAACCAAUCUAAAUCCAUGCUAUGUCAGCAGGUCAGCGGUCCAGUAGUAUGUAGAUAUCCACACUGAACAGAGUUUUGGAUAAAACCUUCCUUUGGGUUUGUGCUGUGGACAUUUCAGAUGUUCUCCAUAAUGUCUGACACCCACACGACCAGAGGUGACACUGUAGUGUUUUCUGUAUAACACCGUCUCACUUCUUCAAACAAGUCAGUCAGCUUGAUUUAUGUUUGGCCCAUCAGGCUCCAAUGUAAUUUGUUAUAUUGCUAAACAAUUCUGGAAUAUUUUUAUUGGUUUGGUAAGCCUGUGUUCUAUGAAGACAUUUUGCCUGUGGGAGCUUCAGAGAUGGCUGAGCUAUUGUGAUGUGGCCGUGUGAAUGUUUGGUGUUUUUUAAUGCGACAGAUGGUCUGGUUGUAGACUAAACAACAGAUUAGCAUGUUCAUAGGGUCACCCUUGUCCUAAGCUGAAAUUUAUUACAGUGUGACAAAGAAAACAAGGUAAAAUCAUAAUUAAAGCGAUCUUUAAUACUAGCUUUAAACAAACUUAAAAAAAAAUAUACAGCAGUCUUAUUAAUUUAUGUUUUGGAUCCUUUUUUUCCUACUUGGUUUGUACUUACGAUGAAUUGGUAGUUGUGUCAAUGCUUAUUGUCUAACAUGGCCAUACCACCUUAUUGUCAGUCUCCCAGUUGUACGUUAAUGUCCACUGUCACACACAAGCACACACCUUAUCAGAGACAUCUCUGGAGGUGUAAUGUUUAAUAAACAUUCAAAUGACAAA
Messenger RNA from Poecilia latipinna (sailfin molly), 5494 nucleotides. RefSeq names its product rho GTPase-activating protein 39-like. The transcript is spliced from 6 exons. The record is from RefSeq and is a predicted model, not a curated record. NCBI's taxonomy places the organism in Eukaryota, Metazoa, Chordata, Actinopteri, Cyprinodontiformes, Poeciliidae. The coding region runs from base 16 to 1005 and encodes 329 amino acids. Gene Ontology annotation, molecular function: GTPase activator activity. Gene Ontology annotation, cellular component: cytoskeleton; cytoplasm. Gene Ontology annotation, biological process: signal transduction.